AGAUUUGGGCCUGGCUGGGUUUUACACGUGCUUUAUUCUUCAUUAACUCCAUUUCCUGGGGCUGGAAAGUUGGGUCAGCCAGGCCGGCUGGGUUUGGAAGAGGUGGUGGGCUAAAAAGAGAACAGGCAAAGGUUUAUUAGUGGCUUAGUGUUAACCACCAAUUAGUUUAAACCGUGAUUAGAUCGUCAAGUUUAUUGUCGAUGCUGCCUGGAAGCUUGCUUCUCUGCCACAAAACCCUCCAGAUCUUUGUGAGGCAGCCAGAAUAGAAAUUCUUCGCUGCGUCUGUACUUCUGGCGUUUCGGUGGUCGCCAUUUUAAACGGCUUUUUGCAAGGGUAGUGCGAGGCGGGCCUAACUUUGGCUAAAUGGGAAGAGCAAAGCUGCGAAAGAAACGAGGCCUCCGGCAUGGGCCGGAAAACAAGAUGGAGCUGGCCAAGAAAGGAGGGCUACGGGACGACACCGCAAGUUUGCAAUCCAAGCUGGGCUUAGGAGUGGGCCCCCAGCCCUCUCUCGCCCCCCAAGCUGGAGGGAUGGGGGGAUUCUUGGAAAUGCCCCACCAGCAAGAGGACCAGAGCAUGCAUAAUCUGUGGGAAACGCAGUUCCAGGAGUUCCUGAAGGACACCGUUUUCGAGAAGCAGCUGCUGGAUGAUCUGACCCCUUGGGAGGAUCCUCGGGCCUUCCUGGCCUCCUUCGAGAAAGUCGCCGUGGCUUGCCGCUGGCCGAGAAAAGAGUGGGUGACGCGGCUGCUGCCAGCUCUCAGCGAGGAGGCCGAGAAGGCUUUCAUCGCCCUGUCCGCCGAGGAUCGGGAAGACUACUGGAAGGUGAAGUCGGCCAUCCUACACCGAGAGGCCGCCUUCAGGGAGAAGCAACGUCAAGAGUUCCGCCGGUUCUGCUUUCAAGAAGCCGAGGGCCCGCGGCAAGUCCUUGCCCGGCUCCAGGAGCUCUUCUGUCAGUGGCUGCGGGCCGAAAGGAGCAGCAAGGAGCAGAUUCUGGAACUCCUGCUUCUGGAACAGUUCCUGAACAUCCUGCCGCGGGAAAUGCAAAACUGGGUCAAGGAACGUACUCCGGACACGUGCCUGGAAGCUGUUGGUCUGGCCGAGGAGUUUCUGAGACGGCUCCAAACGGCCGAAAAGGGGGAAGAGCAGGAGCCAGAAGAACCAAAGGCGCAACCAGAGAUGGCAUCAAUGCAGAGCCCAACCAACACAGACAGUCAACAGCAGCAAAUCCCGCCACUACCACCACAACUUUAUCCCGCAGGUUACAAGCAGACCAAUGUGAGCAAGAAGAAAAAACUCCAGUGGGGACAUUUCGGAGACGUGAAACUCCGAGCAGUAUUUCCUGGAAGAGCCAAUUCCUGCCGUUGGAGGCAAGGAAGAGACAUCGUCGUCCAGCCACGCCGUCAUUCCGAAAGGCUUCGGAAGAGCCACCUGCCCAUCCAGGUGGAAAUGCUCUCUUCAACUCCCCGCAAGGUGAAACCUAAGCCAAAAGAGCGGCCGCCUCCUGCUUCGGGGACCCCGAAGGACCAGAUCAAGCACUGCGAGGAAUGCGGCAGAGAUUUCAACGGAAUAGCGAGUUUCUUCCGGCACCGUAUACGGCACACGGGGGAGAAACGCUACGAGUGCUGUUUUUGCGGGAGAGGGUUCUGCUGGCGGUCAGACCUGGUCCGCCACGAAUGCCUACACACCGGGAAGAAGCCGCACGAGUGCUCCUACUGCGGGGAAGGCUUCGAUCGCAAGUGGCUACGCGUCCAGCAUCAACAGACCCACCUGCAAAACAAGACGAAUCUCUGACCAACAGGAACAACAACGACGGCAACAACCGGGGGAAAAAAAUGCUUUGCAGCUUUGGAUUCAAACAGGAAUCGGCAAUAGCGUCUCGUCUGGUUUUUAGCGUUAGCGUUCUCUGAAGUUAAAAAAAUUGGCGUACGAUAUUAACAGGCCAGAAAUCACCCACUCUUGUGAGAUUUCAGUAAUCUCUCUCUGACUUGGGAGAAUUUUGAAAUGUCCCAAGAUUUCAGCUGUCUAAUAUAUUUUUCUUCCAACUGUGGAGAAACCUGGAGGCUGUAUUUUAGCACAGAGCCAUAGGGGUCCCAAUAUCUGUGACAGCUGGUUGCAGAUUCCUGGUGUGAAUUUUUUUUUUUUUUAUCCCAUACAAAGUUGGCUGUUUUGUUAUUUUUUUUUUCAAUGCUUUUUAUUCAGCCAGCUUUUCCUUGAAAAAGAAAAAUGAAAAAGCUACACUUGCGUUGCAAUCAAGAGCAAACAAAACUUCCCAAUUGCUUUUGUGCUCGUUGCUUUAUUGACAAAAAAAUUAGGACUGGAACUGUUGAUCUGCUUCCCGGGUGCCACGAGAUUAAGAAAAGCUUGGGGACUCUUUUUGCAGUUUAAUGAGAAACAUACAGUUAGUCCUUGAUUUACGACCAGAAUUACAGUUGUAGAUCGUGCUGGUCAUUAAGCAGCUGGAAACUGGUCGUAAAUUGAGGACUUACCUGUAUAUUCUGUUCUCUCCUGGAUUUUCUAAAGGCUGCUUUCCAGAUGCUGCUUCUGUAAAUAUGGUAUUUUUUGGAGAAUAAGGCGCACUUUCCCCUCCCUAAAAGUGGGUGAGAAUUUCGGUGCGUCUUAUAGACCAAAUACGGGCCUGUUUUUGGCCCUGAACCCUGUGUGUUGUGUUUUUGCCCUCCCCUCAGCACGUCACAUUUUUGCCAAAAACGGGCCCAUUUUGGGGCUCCCAAACCUUCCACGUAUCGCGUUUUCAGCGGCCCCCAGAAGCACUUUGCAAAAACGAAACAUGCAGAGCGCAACAGAGUGCUUCUGGGGGCUGGGGAGGGCGAAAACACGAUGCAUGGAGGCCGAAAACGAUUUUUUUUCCCCUUGUUUUCCUCCUGUAAAUCUAGGUGCGUCUUAUAGUCCGAAAAAUACAGUACUUAGUUUCACAGGUAGCUAAUUUUAAGAAUGCAUGCCUACUAGGAGACCAAGUUAUUUGCAAUUUACUAAUUGAAUAAAUUACUGCUUAAUAACCAAUCAAAGGAAAGACUCAUUAAUCCUCUUAAUAAGAUCAGCAGUUUCCCCCCCCCCCAGUCUUUUUAUCCCCUGUACAUGUUAACUUUUCGCUCCCCAAAUGGCUACCUCACGUGGCUUAUGGGAUUUGGGGAAAUGAAACCUACCUUCUCAAGGCCCAGGAUAGGUUAAAGGGCAGCAAAGCAGAGCUUUAUAAAAGGUGUGAAGCUCUUUAGACAUAUUAAAGUCUCAAUAUAUGAACGGAACAAUGCAGGUUGUGUUUUCGUGUUUUAGAACAGCGUUCUCUAUCUUGACAAGGCCCUCUCUGGCCCCAUUUUUUCAUAGCGUUGAUAGCCAUUUGAAGACUUUGGUGAAGUCCCCAAAGGAAGUAAGACAACGUACAGUAUGGUAAGAAUGCAGUUCGCAAAGAUGGGAGACUUUUCAUAAACGUCCUCCAGCUUAGAAAUGCCCACCAUGCAUUGUCAUAUGACAACAACACAAGUGCCUUCUGUAAUGAUCAAGUCCUGGUCAGAUCUUAAAAAGAAAAUUACAAUGUAUGUGAAUGGAAAGAGUAUCUCUUCCCAGAAUUUGUACUGGCGUUGGCGUUAGACAAAAUUGUAUUUUUUUUUUCUCUGUGUUUUAUAAGCCCUCCCUUCAGAUUCUCUGUUCUGUAAUAGUAAUAGCCUGUUUUCAAACUGAACGUAAUUAGCAUCUCGGUGUUAAUUAAAUGUUUCUGGUUUCCACUCAAUCAACUGCGUUAAAAUGUUAUAUAAGCUGGCUCUUUUUCUGAGGCAAUAGUCUGUUUCGAAUUCGUUGAUUAGCUUUCCUGCUAGUUCGUAAUUUUUUUCCCCCAACAGCUAAAGUUUUAGAGUAUCGACUGAUAAUUCCACCAUUUUAUAGAUAGAGAUGAUUUGUUAUCCUAAAGUUAAAAUAAAUUUUUAAAAAUAC
This is a messenger RNA of Pantherophis guttatus, 3939 nucleotides long. RefSeq names its product zinc finger and SCAN domain-containing protein 16-like. Lineage: Eukaryota; Metazoa; Chordata; Lepidosauria; Squamata; Colubridae. The record is from RefSeq and is a predicted model, not a curated record.